Molecule: messenger RNA, 929 nt
Organism: Neolamprologus brichardi
Lineage: Eukaryota; Metazoa; Chordata; Actinopteri; Cichliformes; Cichlidae
Source: RefSeq, a predicted model, not a curated record
AUUCCAAACUGUUCUUCUCGGCUUGUUUUCUUUCAGCUGAUGGACGAGCAAAUCCUGUGUGUCCAUGGAGGCCUCUCUCCAGACAUAAAGACCCUGGACCAAAUUCGAACCAUUGAGCGGAACCAGGAAAUCCCUCACAAAGGAGCUUUUUGUGAUUUGGUGUGGUCAGACCCCGAAGAUGUGGAUACCUGGGCCAUCAGCCCCAGAGGAGCAGGUUGGCUUUUUGGUGCCAAGGUCACAAAUGAGUUCGUCCACAUCAACAACCUGAAGCUGAUCUGCAGGGCUCAUCAACUCGUCCAUGAGGGCUACAAGUUCAUGUUCGAUGAGAAGCUGGUAACUGUGUGGUCAGCUCCCAACUACUGCUACCGCUGUGGCAACAUAGCCUCCAUCAUGGUCUUCAAAGACGCUAACACGAGAGAGCCCAAACUGUUCAGAGCAGUGCCCGACUCUGAAAGAGUCAUCCCGCCCCGAACAACAACACCUUAUUUCCUGUAAGCAGGUCAAAGCUCAAACGCAGGCAUUUGUGCAGUGCACAGUGCUGACGGGGACAGCUGCAUCAGCACUUGAGAGCCCAUAUACAUUUAAUACGUUUAGAGUAUCUACAGUGCAUUUUUGCUGCCAACUGUCAAUUGCUACUCCCACUCUGUGCAUUCAAUACCAUUAUUCUGCAGCUUAAACCAGUACAGCAAAGGAGGCUCGCUGAGCAGUGUCACACUGCUGGUGUGUAACAGAAAAGAAGAAAGUUGGCUAACCCCUGUAAAAUAUUCAUAUUUAUAAAUCAACAUAAGUUGUCACUGCUAAGCAAACUGUGCGCAGUGUCCUAAAGACUCUUCUAUUGUAGUUUCUUAUGUAAAUACAGCUGCGUGUCAGAGGAGCACGCACUGCACAAACGGAAACGUUGUAUCUGUCCAACCAAGUUUCAAAAGAGG